AUGAUCAAUUAGGCACUCAAUCUACCUUUAGGAAAAGAAUAAAUCCUCAACAAGUACAAAGAAAUUUCACAAAUAGAAACUUUAAAAUAAAUACUAGGCAGCUAUUAAGAUUAAUUUGAAAAUUAAGAAAUAAAAUGCAGAGCUUUUUUAUCUGAAAUUGAAUCCAAAAAAGAAGAAAAUACUCAGCAACUUCAAAAUCUACUUGAAUAGUGCCAGAGAAAAAAUUAAUUAAUUAAUAUUUAAAAAUCUAUGACUAUUAAACAAUCAAUCUAUACUUUAAUAGAUUCAAUUAAUUUCUUUCCAAACGAUUCCAAUUAAUUUAAUUAAAGCAAUAUCAAUCCUCUUAAUAAUCAAAAACUUAGUAGCACUUAACAAAUAAUUGAAUUAGUUUCUAAUAAAUCUAAUUUUUGUUCAUAGGAAUUUUUGGAACAAUUGAGAGUAAAUCUCGAAAAUUUAGAUGCAAUAUUUAAUUAAAUAUCUUUUGAGAAUAUGUUUUAGUAAAAUAAAUAGCCUAUUCGAUUUUAAGAAUUAAAUAAUUAAAAAGUUGAAGAAAUUAAUGAAUAUAUUGACCAUUUGAUAAAGUUAUAUUUUUGUUUAAAUAUAUCCUCUGCUAAACAAAUUGGGAGUCCAAGAAAUUUUCAGCAGUCAAGGAGAAUUUGA
Messenger RNA from Tetrahymena thermophila SB210, 660 nucleotides. Its product is annotated as zinc carboxypeptidase family protein. The record is from RefSeq and is a predicted model, not a curated record. The transcript has 2 exons. Lineage: Eukaryota; Ciliophora; Oligohymenophorea; Hymenostomatida; Tetrahymenidae.